AUGUUCGGGAAACGACGACGGGCAGCGUCCAAUCCGCCCCAACGAGCCCCUCCACCCAGCGCAUCCGCCUCGCUUGCCGCCUCCAAGGCUUUUAUAAAGAAUGCCGAAUCCCAUGGCGACCUCUCGUCUGCAGCCGCCGCUGCCGCCUUGCGCACCCACGUAACCACGCCGACUCCCGUGGGCGAGACAGUCACGAAGCGCAUGGUGCGCCGCGGCUCACUGUCGUCAAACGGCAGCUUCUCGAGACAGCAGCCCGGUGCCCCUGGCCUGCGCCGACAGUCGAGCUCAGGCUCCAUGACAGAGCGCUCAUUCCGCGCGCCAUCGCCUGGCCGAGGGAGCCCAGCUGACACGGAUGCGCCGCCAGUCCCGCCAGUGCCAAAGAACAUACAACAGCAGGCAAGUGUCGUCCAUCGGCGUGCGUCCAGCCUGGAGCCCACGUAUCGAGGAGGAUCACCAGCACCAGCAGGAGGCAGAGGCCGAGGCGUCAGCCUGGAUAGGGGCGCCAACCCCGUCGGGAGAGGCCAACGGCCUGCUAGCCAUCUUGCCCAAGUAUCCGAGGAAGACGACGCCUCGCGAUCUGUAAACUUCUCCCGCCCAAUGUCUCCAGGCGCAAUAGGCACACGCCAAAACCCCUCGCCUCCAUCUAGCAAAGGAUGGUUCGGUGGCCCGGUUGUAAACCAAGAGGCAGUCCAACGCAUGGCCUCGACAUCGCGACCCAAGACAUCUAGUGGCGUCUCCAGCUAUGAUCUCCAGAACGCUCAACGGUCCGUCCAGAAUGCUGCUGAACGUCCAGUCAAGACACACCAGUUAUCACAGGGCGUUCAGGGCGCAAGACUGUCGAGCGGCAGUAUGCGUGCCAAGCCAUCUGGAUCUGCUGUACAAUCGCAAUCCUACCUGCCGCCGCGCGCUCCUCGUCCAGUCGAUCCCAACUCGCCAGAUGCCAUCUAUGAUCCUUCGACGCGCAAGUUCAUCCAUAAGCAGGAUGCCAUGGCCCGUCACCGAGAGCUACACGAAGAGCCGGAGCCUGCGCCGCGGUACGUGUCACAGCACCUCGACACCUUCCACUCAGUCCACAUACCUGAAAACCAGAUGGGCCGGGGCUCACCAAGUCCUAUACGCCACUAUGUCCGACAGGAGCAACAAGCACCGCAGAGACGAGAAGAACCUGUAACGCAAGCUCUCGAACCGCAGUUCAACGCAGCUACCGAAACAAGACAUUCUGGCGAUUUCAUCGAUGCCGACUUCCCACCCCAGGAGCAUGCAAACACCAGUCGCAAACUGGAAGACUCUGGUUAUGGCACUAUAGUUGGUCAUGAAGACGAUGUGCCUUCGCCCAAAUUCGCUCCGAACCAGGAUAGCUCAUAUCCUCGCCUGGCUACUCCAGUGACUACUCCAGCCAAUUCGACACCUGCAGGUUCUGUUAGUGGCCAGGGCCGUGGCCGUCUUCCCGAGGCGCAUGACCGGAAUGCUUCACUGAGCCCACCGCGUACCGCCCAUUUUGCAGCUGUACCCGUUGAACUUGCAGGCACCAAGCAUGACCCGCUCCCGCGCUCAGUGUCCCCUGCAAAGUCUGUCUUGAAGAGCUCGCCUUCGGUUUCGCGCCGCGGCGGCUCGCCAGCGACUGCAAAUGGACGUCUCUCCGCUCGUUUCGCUCCGAGCGAAGCAUCUGACACUGGGUCUGAUGACGGAGGCAGGAAGAAGAAGAAAAACGUUCGUGUUAGUUUUGAGGAAGAACCAGUACUACUGGGCAAAGCUACUGAUACAGAGGCACCUCUCGGAGGUUCCGGUGCGCCCAAGUGGAGCCCCAUAGCCGAAAAGGAGGAUGAGUUCGAAGACUUCAUGAAGCCACGCGCUGCUCUACCAGUGUUCGGUAGUAUACGCGAGAAGGAGCGACGACCGCAGGAAAACAUGGCUGAGAAGGUUACAGAGACGUUCCCUACUUCGAACGCCUCUAGUGACAACGCGCUUGGAAAUAUUGUCGCAGAGGACUUCGCCCAAAAGCAUGCAACUCACAGCGACCCGCUACCUCCCGAUGUCACUACUGUCGAAGGGAGUGGCUAUGUGUCGGACUCCAGCGACUACUCAGACACCCAUAGGCCCAUGGAGACUUCGCAACAGCCACCUGCUCCGGAGCCGAAGUCAUUGUCCGUAUCACAAGAAGAGACAACAUCAGCGGCGGCUCCCAUCACUGAACAAGUCGUGGAGGUACCUAACAUCGCACUCCAGCCCGCCACCCCUAGCCCGAACGAGAGGUCUGAACCCGUAUAUCAGAGCAUGACGAUACCUGGGGGUUGGGGCGAGGAAGUCUCUGAAGCUGAGAAGAAGACGGUUAACCCGACUUCCACGACGUCUGCGCCCGUCCUGGACUCAACAACGCAACAGCCGAAGUCUACUACCCAGGCGGAAGAAUACGACGAGACCACAGACGAUAACAGCAGCGUUUACAGUGACGCCUACGAAGAUCUCUCUGAUGGUGAAGGGUUCGGCAGCAUCAACGCCCUAAUGGAGAAGCCUGUUGCCGCGUCUUCUUCUGGGUUGAUGUCUUCAAGAUACGCAAAUGCAGAUGCCACAGACAAGGCUACUUCGAAUCUCCAGCUAGACACCGCCGUGGACGACCACCGCGACUCAGAUACUACACCAACGCAAGAUUGGAACGCUGCUCAACAACAUUGGAGCGGUCUCAAUGCGUCUUUAAAGAAGCCAAACUCAGAGCUAGGGCAGACUCAAGCGCCCCCCGAACGAGCUUCACAUGCUCAGGAGGUAAUUUCUCGAGUCAUGCAGGCUCCAGUCUCAGAAGAGAUGGCAGCACCAUCUUCCUCACGCGAGUAUACACCAGAUGCAAAACCAGAGCGCAAGGUCACAGCCAUACCACCUCCACGGACUACUACUCCAUCAGCUGAUCAGUCUCCGGCAAAACCUCUCAAGUCUGCUUUGAAGAAGAGCCCUGCACCACAGCCGGCGCGCCCAGUUGAAUCACAAGCUAGGACGACCCUGCGGACGGCUACGCCGAGGGAAGGUGCCUCUGAGACUCAUAUGAAGCGAACUAUGCGAGGAGGUUCGGAUCCGCCUUCGCGAGCAGGACCGCAGAUGGGAUCAACUAUGCGGACGAGCAUGCGGGGACCCUCAGACACGACUCCUAGAGCGCAGCCCCAGAUGCGACAAAGUAUGCGUUCAGCGGAUGCCUCGCCGGCACCAAGCAUGGGUCUAGCAGCGUCGCGACACAGUAUGGUACCUAUGGACACCAAACCUCCGCGAGGUGCUCUCCAAAAGAGGAACAUCCCGCCUGCUGCUGCUGUCUCCAAGGGCAGACCACAGAGCAUGCCUGCGGCAAAACCGAUGGCUGCACCAGCACCUACAUACGACAGUGACUCUGAUGCUUCUGUAAGCAGUUUCCAACGCGAACGCGCCAGAAAGCGCGGAGGACGGGAGCAAGGUGGGCGCUAUACAAUGCGCGGCUCAAUGAGACAAGAACCUGCACCCACUAUGCGAGCAAGUGCUCCGGCACCUAAGCAAGUCCGGGCAAUUUCUCCACCAGCCACACCGUCCGCCAUGCGAAGAUCUAUGCGGCCUUCUUCGCCAACGCCAGAACCAGUAAAGUCAUCGAAGUUCAGCAUUCGAUCAUUGUCGCCAAUGGGAAGAUUCCGCAGAGGAUCUGAUGUUCGUCCUUCGUCGCCUACACCGCCAAUGCCCGUCUUCAACAAGCAGACACUGCCGCCUAAACCGUCUAAAGCGCCGAAACAAAAGGCACCACCUGCCAAGGCUUCGAAAGCUGCGUUCAAGAGUCGUUUCGCCGAUUCAAGCGACGAAGAAGACGACGCUCGACCGUCUCGUUUCCAAAGUCGAUUUGACGAUUCGGACGAUGAUGAGCCUGCUGAUUACACCCUGCCUCCAGGUUUGGCGCCAGUACGAGGGAUUCCUAGAAAAGCGGGCGAAGAGGAUGGCGACUCUACCGAUCUAGAGGAAGAAGCGGAUGAUGAAACCACAAACGUUGUCCCUAAAGCCACACCAGUGACAAAUGGUGCAAACGGUAACUCGGGCGCACAAGGUGCAGCCCUCUCCGCCGGCUCUUUGCGUGACAGCAAGCAUGCGCCUUUGCCCUCGUUUGGAGAUGCUGGCAAGAGCAAGUCGAAGCGUGGUUUCUUCGGCCUAGGAAAGAAGAAGACUAAUGCUCAGCCACAAGCCGUUCAGGUGCAGCCCGAGCCAACGCAACACGCUCCAGCGUCUGAUGAGAUUCCUUUGCCACCCACACAACGCAACCGCGAUCUGGGGUAUCCCAUGACGCCCAUCGACGAGGACAAAGAAUUCGGCGACCCAAGACCCACCUCUCCUCGAUCGCCUAAACUACAACGUAGAAAGACUCCCGAAUGGCCACUUCAACCUCCACCUGUCAUUGGCACUGACGACCGUCCAAUGAGUUCAGAUGGUGUCACGGCUCGCAGACCGCGCUUCGCCAACCGACAGUCUAGCGCUAUCUCCAAUGUUUCAGCGCCCAUUGUUGACGCCCAAGGCCGUUCCGUCUCCUACGGCCGAAGCGGAAAGAAGAAGAAGUUCCAAGGUCUAAGGCGGGUCUUUGGACUGAAUGACUGA
Messenger RNA from Alternaria burnsii, 4587 nucleotides. RefSeq lists its product as uncharacterized. The record is from RefSeq and is a predicted model, not a curated record. The transcript has 2 exons. Bases 1 to 4587 code for a protein of 1528 amino acids. NCBI's taxonomy places the organism in Eukaryota, Fungi, Ascomycota, Dothideomycetes, Pleosporales, Pleosporaceae.